Molecule: messenger RNA, 2010 nt
Organism: Salarias fasciatus (jewelled blenny)
Lineage: Eukaryota; Metazoa; Chordata; Actinopteri; Blenniiformes; Blenniidae
Exons: 5
Coding region: 199-1512 (437 amino acids)
Biological process (GO): regulated exocytosis
Cellular component (GO): trans-Golgi network membrane; lysosomal membrane
Source: RefSeq, a predicted model, not a curated record
AAACCUUGUGUGGGCGGAGGAAAAGCCUAGUAUUUUGUCCGUCCUGAAAUUUGAUUCAGAAGUUCAGGAUCCUGGAAGACAAAAAGCGAACGGAGGGGGAGGGAAGAAAGGCAGAGAAGGAACGGAGGGUUUUAUUUUUUAACUGCGAGAGGAGCGAACUCAACAAAAUACUCCAACUUUCACCAAAUUUGUGUGACUAUGAGCACCUCGGGGCUUCAGGCCACUGCCCGGCAAAAUGCGAAGGAGCUCGACAGCAUGAAGGAGUCCAUCAGCGAUAUCAUCAACCAGCUGCAGGACAUCGACCCGGCCAGGCUCUCCUUCUCCCCUUUCCUGGACCUGGACACUCAGAUCUCCUUGGCUCCGGUGUCGGACAGCCCUGAAUCCUCGGUGGAGGAGCUGCACUCGUCCUCCCACUCGGUCUCCGGCUCCCAGCGCUCCCUUGAACCGCCACCAAUGACGGAUCAGCCCAGGAGCUCAGCUCCCGGCCACCAGCAGCUCAGCGUCGCUCUUGCCGAGGGGCCUCGAGCGGAUCAAACAGAGGAGGGGGAGCUGGAUCAUCCCCUUUCCGGUCCGAUCGUCACAACGCAUCAUUUGGACGCCUCCACGGAAAACUGCAUCGGCUCUCCAACCCUGGCGUCUGAGGGAGACAUUCCCAAUGGCACAGACAGGCCGCGCUGGAGUCCAGAAUCUACCAACCUGGACUGUACUGUGGACGAGGGCCGGCCCCUGAUAGGCCCGCCACAGGAGAGCGUGGAGCUGGCCGUGUGGAGCUUACAGGGGCAGGGACAGACUAGCCAGGCCACAGAGGAGGCUGCGGAUCGGGGUCAAUGCUGCUGCCUCUGCUGUCAGUGUAAAUGCUGUCAGAGCGGCCGAGUGCCGGCGUUCCUCUCGGUGUUGGCCGCUCUUCUGUGCUCGGCUGGGAUCUUCUAUGCACUCUAUUUCUACGUCCCCAUCAGACCCCCAGACUGCCCCGACGUGAGCAGCCGCAUCGUUUUCACCCUCUGCUGCUGUGUUGUGGCUGCCAUCCCCAUCCUGCUCGCGAUGCUCUUGGGUGCAACAUGCCAGUUCUGCUCUGGCUCCUUCAGUCUGCAGGAGCUGCCUCCAAGAAGAUGUGCUGUGCAGCAGCACUUUGUCACAGCUUCCUCGCAACAGCUGCUCCUUUACAUCCUCAACCUCGUAGUGAUGGCUGCUUUACUGCCCCAAGACCAGCUGAAACUGGUCCCCAUACUGGUCGCCAUGUUUAUCAUUGGAAGGCUCGUUUACUGGGCCGGCCUGAACACGUGCAGCUCUUGGCGAGGCUUUGGCUCGGGUCUGACCAUCUUCCCGCUCCUCGCCAUGGUGGCCCUCAAUCUGUUCCUCAUGUACAUGCGCAAUCUGAAAGAGCCACUGCUCUUUGGCUCUCAGGACGUCCUCUAUAAUCAGGUCACCCCCUCUUCCUGGUCAGUGGACGCAUCACAGAGCCCGAGUGACAAACCAGACAUCCUAACCACAGACAUCCUGGACGCUCAGUGAGGAGGCGAGCUGCGCUUUCUUCUUGAAGAGGAGAAGAACUUUCCAAAAAUAGGCCAUUCCUGUGGUUGGCAGUUCAGCACGGCUAUACACCGCUCUGUGACAGCUUCACUUUGAGUCUCUGCUCCUCCUAUACCAAGUCUUUUUAUGUGGAUUCAUGCUUAUUAUCUGCAAUGCAAAAGCUCUGCCUGCCAGUGGCCGAGGGCACCUUUGAACAAUGCUGUACUCAUAAAACAUUUGUCCUUUUAAGCUAUUCCAGUGCCUGUAUUUAAAGUUCUGGACUCUAAGUACUUAAAAGCUCGGCUAUAUAUAAAGCUGAAUUUCAUUUGACCUUCAAACACAACUAAAGCAGCUACAGUCAUGAAGCUUUAUUAUUAUUUCAAAAGUUUGUACAUGAUGAUGAAGGCAGAAUAAAAGCCAGUUGUAUAAAAAGAAUUGAAACUUCCUUCCAUCGGUGGUUUUCCACUGGCCUCUUGCUCUCUGUUUUGCUCCAGCUAUUCC